This is a messenger RNA of Paramecium tetraurelia, 1491 nucleotides long. RefSeq lists its product as uncharacterized. NCBI's taxonomy places the organism in Eukaryota, Ciliophora, Oligohymenophorea, Peniculida, Parameciidae. The transcript is spliced from 2 exons. The record is from RefSeq and is a predicted model, not a curated record.
AUGAAUAAGUGGACACUUAAAUUUGAGAAUUAAGCCUUGGAAAAUUAAUUUUAGGUGAAGUAAUAAGAUAACUACAAAACCUUUAUUUUCAAAGUUAUAUCUAUUUCAUCCAUUCUAAUGCAUAUAGGAAAGCUUGUUUCUGAUUCAUAUUAAAAUACUCCUUUAAGAAUUGAAUUAUAAGCUCCAGGAUUGAUUAUUUCGGUAAUCACUUUAUUUGUGAUAUUUAAACAUCCAUAAUAUUCUUCAAAUAUGAUGACUUUGUUAAAUUACUCCUUUUCUAUAGCUUAAUUUUGGGUUGAUAACACUUAUGGUUAAUAAAGAAGUUUUGUUCUUGGGUCAAACAUUACAGCGUCUUAAAUGAUUUUGAUGAUGUCAUUGGACUAUUAUUAAAUAGUCCCAUAGAUCGUAAUACAAUGUAUGUUAAAGUUGUUGAUAUUGAGUAAAUAUCAGGAAGAGAAUUUAAGAAUUGUUACAAUAUUGUAUAGUGUACUUGUAGCAGUUAGUGAGAUUGUAGCAUAUUAUUUGAUAGGCUAAGCUAAGAGAAAACAGUUUUUGUUGACUGUCAAAGAAGAUAGAUACUUACAAUAUUUGCCCAAAUUUAUUUCAGUUCCUUUCAUCUUGUUUGAUUAUUAACAAGGCUAGUUUUAGCCUAUUAUUUUAAGCAAGUAAAGUAAAAUCAAAAGAUGGAACGCUAACCUUUGCGAUGGUUGUAAUUUAAGAAGUUUAAUUAGAUAUAUUUAUUUUGAAAAUUAAACAUUAGAAAAUUAUUUGUUAGAAAAGUUGAGUACAAUAAAAAGCUCUUUUGAAUAAGGUAACACUAUAGAAGAAUUUUCAUUUACUUUUCGAGGUUACUCAUAAAUUGAUUUCAUAAUAACGAUAACCGAUAAAAUUAGAUUUUUAGUUAAAUUUGUCGGGGCAACGUAAUGUUCAGUACAAGAGAAAAUAGCCAUUGAUAAAAUUAAUCAUUUUUAUCGUUUGAUAAGAAAAGUUUUCAAAUGUGUUUAAAAACCUUAAAAAUAUUAAAACAUGCUAUUUGAUAUCUCGAUUUAAUUUAUUUCUGGAUUUUAUUUAUAUGGAAAUAAAGAAGUUCACUACUAUCCAGUUGAAGUUCUUAAAAAUAUCAUAAAGUUUGUUGGAGCAGCAAAUGUUUUAAUGAAUGCUGAAUAAACAACUGAAGGCUAUAGUUUGAUAGGUUCAAAAAAUUAGUUUUCGGUUUUUUUUUUAUAAGUAUGCAGAAUAUUAAUGAUUACACACAGUGAACUUGAAUUUAUUGUCAUAAGAGUAUCUAUAACAGGAGAUAGUUAGUUGAUUUUUGAAUUUAGUUUGAAAAAGGAGAAUUUAUAGAAGUUUAUUCAUCUGUAUAAGAUUAACAAAUUUUUACAAUCUUUAGAAUAGGUUCUUUUUGAGAAAAGUAUUAAUUUUUAGAGCAAUUGUUAAUUGAAAAUGAAGAGAAUUUCGUAUGAUGAACUUAAAAAAUCAUCUGAAAUUUGA